UAUUUUACGUCGGGUUUUAUUUGUUCUUUUGAGGGAUGGUGUUGAUAGGCCUCAAAAUUUGGGUUAACGUACUGGUUUCACAAAUUAAUUCUUGCGGCAAAAGUAUCUCCCACUGAUGCAUGUAAAACGUCUACUUAGCAGGGUUACCGUUGAAUUGACAAGAUUACUAUCCACGAAAUUAUGGAAAUAAACUCUUUUUUAAACUGAUCUCAGACUCUCACAGCCGGUACGGGUUUCAAAUUCAAAAUUAUAUUUUGAAUAACCGAUCAGUAUUUAAAGGCCAAAACUGAUACCAGCAAUUCUGUUUUUUUUUUCUUGCAGAAUUUUCACGAAAAAACACAGUUACCGGUUCGUGAAUAAGUAAUAAGCCGAAGUUGUCAACUUGAGGCGACCUAAUCGACUGAAUAAUAAAUGGAAGUCUCCCUUUUAAACAAUCUCAGCAGCGAUAUUUUGAUUUCAAAUCAAACCAUGACACCUGAACGCAAUGGCAGCGAGCAAGAAGCGAACCAAGAGGAACUGUUCGACCCACUGUCCUACAAAAUUAUGGUCAUCGCAUUUUUUGCUGUGGUCUUCGCUUUCGGUUUCGUCGGGAACGUGUCGGUGCUGGGAUCAAUUUUGAAGUGGAAGCGACUAAGAAAUCCUUGCGGUCUCUUGAUUGCGAACAUUGCCGCUGCGGAUUUGGGUGUCGCCAUUAUUGCUGCACCUUUGAGAAUCGCUGAUCUGUACCUACAAGGCUGGCCCUUUGGAGAAGCUCUCUGCCGAAUUAUUCUUCCACUCCAAGAUGUCAUGGUUUGUGUUUCGGUGAUUACGCAUUCGACCAUUGCGUUUGAACGCUACAGAGCCACUGUCACACCUUUCAAGAUGCGACUGUCAUCUUCGAAGAUAAAAUACGUUAACUUGGGAAUUUGGCUGAUCUGUUAUGUUUUCGCUGGUCUACCAUUAGCUAUUCCACUGAAGGUACAGCUCUUCGAGGAUACACCAUACUGCUUUCCCGAAUGGUCAGAUCUUUAUCGCAGAGUAUACGAGAUCUACUUGGUCGUCGUCUUCAUUGUGGCCCAGCUCAUGAUCCAGAGCUAUGCUUAUGUGAGUAUCAUCCAAACGCUCAAAGCAAAAAGUGACAUACUUGUCGAGGUGGCGGAACAAACGGGAAAAAGCUUGACUCCAGGAAAGGCAGAGAGGUCGCUUAGCUCGCGUGCUUCGUGCGCGGGAAUCUUACAAGUGGCGUGCGUGGCGCGCGUGAAACGAAAACAAAAGCUCGUGAAGAUGCUUCUUGUUUUGGUCAUAGCGUUUCAAAUCUGUCACCUUCCACGAGGAGUUACGAUGCUAUAUCGCGAGUUUGCUGAUCCUUCAUUAAUCAACACUACGUUUAAAUAUAUAGAUCUCGUAGCAUUGGCUCUUUAUUAUCUCAAACAUGUUAUAAACCCUUUCAUUUUGUUCACAAUGAGUGCAGACUUUAGAAUUGGAAUCACGACCGUUUGUGCGGCGUGUUCCAAAGGAGAAGAAAGUACGCUUGAAACAGAAACCCAAAAGUGUAACAUAAAGCGCGCAGAAGAGCCGCCAGAAGAACUGGAUGAGAAACAAGAAGAAAUAUGGGAACAACGAGUUUAAAGAGUCCUUUCCGUUGCAAACUUAGACUAAGCAAGAAUACAACAUGAAAGAAAAAAAAAAAAAGAACAAGUACUUGUAAUCAGUAGUGUUCACUGUAAUUGACAUAUUUAGCUUUGUACAAAAUGGGAGUAAUGUAAAUGAAUUUUAAAACCCCGUGAACAUUAAUUUAUAAAACCAAACUUUCCCCUUGCCGAUAAAUUAUUCACAGUUUCGGUGAGAGUUUGAUUUGCGUGAGUUGUGGCUUAAUUGGAAUCAAUUUGUUACCUGUAUGCGGCAAACCGCCUCCUCGCGGGUCGGGUGUUUAAAAUUAGUGAAUAACUGGUCUAAAAUAGACAUUUUGAUUUGUUUGAAUUCAGAUUCUUCAAGAGCGUUCUUAUGGUUAGUAACAUGACAAGGUUUCUUGCCCUGGAGAAUAUUCCUCUUUCUGCUGAAAAAAGAAAAAAAACGAAAUCGCUCGAGGUUUGGCCGAAUUUCAUGGCCCAUACUUUCCAGAGAUACCCUCCGAGCUAUAUAGAUGGGGCUAAUGGUAUCAUGGUAAUUGUAAAAUUGCUCUUUGUUCGCGGAUAAACUAACUGUCAAGGCACGCAGGAUUUCGAGUCGAACGUCGAGUCAGGCGAACUAUUUUUUGUGUGUGAACAAAGUUAAGGUCCGUGUUAUUAUGAUUUUCAUGUAAUUUGAAAACUAAAAGAAAUGGUGUCUAAAUUAAAUUGGCUUAAUGACUAGUUUUCGGGUCUUAAAGAACGAUCGUAACACCCGGUUCCUCUGAGGAACUUCUCAGUUUUAAUCAUAUAAUGGCUCGUAUAUUUUCAAAGAACGGUGCUUGUACUGAGAAAGUUCAUAAGUUCAGAUUUCGAAAUUAAUUCACACCCGUGACUGGUAUGAACAGAAUGAAUCUAUUGAAAGAUAUCUUCUUGCCUCGUAAAUCUGCCCAGUUAGGUUUUGAUGCGGAUCUCUACAAUCAAAUUUAUCAGGGCAUACAUUUUUUUUCUAGAGGAUAUGCUGGA
Molecule: messenger RNA, 2612 nt
Organism: Orbicella faveolata
Lineage: Eukaryota; Metazoa; Cnidaria; Anthozoa; Scleractinia; Merulinidae
Product: neuromedin-B receptor-like
Biological process (GO): G protein-coupled receptor signaling pathway
Cellular component (GO): plasma membrane
Molecular function (GO): G protein-coupled receptor activity
Source: RefSeq, a predicted model, not a curated record